Messenger RNA from Lachancea nothofagi CBS 11611, 378 nucleotides. NCBI's taxonomy places the organism in Eukaryota, Fungi, Ascomycota, Saccharomycetes, Saccharomycetales, Saccharomycetaceae. The record is from the annotation of a GenBank genome assembly.
AUGGCUCAACGUGUUACUUACAGAAGAAGAAAUCCAUACAACACCCGUUCUAACAAGAUCAAGGUCGUCAAGACCCCGGGUGGUGUUUUGCGUGCCCAACACAUCAAGAAGUUGGCCACCAGACCCAAGUGUGGUGACACCGGUGUCCCAUUGCAAGGUGUCUCCACCAUGAGACCAAGACAAUACGCUACUGUCUCCAAGACCCACAAGACCGUCUCCAGAGCCUACGGUGGUGUUCUUUGUGCCAACGCUGUCAAGGAAAGAAUCGUCAGAGCUUUCUUGAUCGAAGAGCAAAAGAUCGUCAAGAAGGUUGUCAAGGAACAAGCCCAGUCUGCCAAGCAAACCGGUAACAAGAAGUCCAAGAACAACAAGAACUAA